Molecule: messenger RNA, 893 nt
Organism: Pygocentrus nattereri (red-bellied piranha)
Lineage: Eukaryota; Metazoa; Chordata; Actinopteri; Characiformes; Serrasalmidae
Gene: ela2l
Product: elastase 2 like
Exons: 8
Coding region: 33-836 (267 amino acids)
Biological process (GO): proteolysis
Molecular function (GO): serine-type endopeptidase activity
Source: RefSeq, a predicted model, not a curated record
CUGGAGAACUACCAAGAGCAGAAGAUACAAACAUGAUGAAGUUUGUGGUCCUGGCUCUUAUGGUUGUCGGAGCUUAUGGGUGUGGGCUGCCCACAUUCCCCCCCAUUGUAAAGAGGGUUGUCGGGGGUGAGGAUGCACGCCCCCACAGCUGGCCCUGGCAGAUCUCACUCCAGUACACCAGUAAUAGUGCCUGGUACCACACUUGCGGAGGCACCCUCAUCGCCAGUCAGUGGGUUUUGACUGCUGCUCACUGCAUCAGCAGCAGCAGGACUUACAGAGUUGCCAUGGGCAAACACAACCUGGCGGAGGUUGAAGACGGUUCUGUAGCCAUCGCUGCUGGGAAGAUUGUUGUUCAUGAGAAGUGGAGCUCCUUUUUCAUUCGCAAUGACAUUGCCCUGGUGAAGCUGGCUAACCCCAUUACCUUCAGCGACACCAUCUCACCUGCUUGUCUUCCGGCAGAAGGUUACAUCCUGCCCCACAAUGCCCCCUGCUAUGUCACUGGCUGGGGACGCACAAAGACUGGAGGUCCUCUUCCUGAUAUCCUGCAGCAGGCUCUGCUGCCCGUGGUUGAUCAUGCUACCUGCACUAAGACGGACUGGUGGGGCAGCCAAGUUAAGGAGACUAUGGUCUGUGCUGGAGGAGAUGGCAUCGUUUCUGGCUGCAACGGUGAUUCUGGUGGCCCCUUGAACUGCCAGAAUGCUGAUGGUGCCUGGGAGGUCCAUGGUAUUGUAAGCUUUGGGUCUGGCCUGAGCUGCAAUCUCGCCAAGAAGCCUACCGUCUUCACACGAGUGACUUCAUACAUCACCUGGAUCAACAGCACUAUUGCCAGCAAUUAAAGAUAUCUGGACAUGGACCUGACCACGUACAUACAAUAAAACAUCCAUUUGAAAAUG